Molecule: messenger RNA, 6952 nt
Organism: Oryctolagus cuniculus (rabbit)
Lineage: Eukaryota; Metazoa; Chordata; Mammalia; Lagomorpha; Leporidae
Gene: LPAR1
Product: lysophosphatidic acid receptor 1
Biological process (GO): G protein-coupled receptor signaling pathway
Cellular component (GO): membrane
Molecular function (GO): lysophosphatidic acid receptor activity
Source: RefSeq, a predicted model, not a curated record
UAAUAUUUAGAUGUUAGCUUCUGUCAUCUGAUCACUGCUAUAGGACCUUUCAUCCUAAAGUUCAUACAAAAAUUUAAAAAAAUUUUUUCAAGAAAUGGCAGGGGACCAUUUUCUCAUAUGCAUAGAUUUAGGUUGUAAUUAAUUUUUGUGAUACUGUUUUUAAAAAGUGUCAUAUUGACAGGGUAGACUCUUUGGCCCAGUGCUAAAACAACAUGUGUAAGCCUGAAUGAGAGAGAUCGGGCUGUGUUUGUUGCGUUAUGAGACGUAAAGAAAAAUGAUUUCAAAACCAGCCGCCGCCUCUAAAAGAGAAAAAGCGAGUUUGGCUGAUAAUGCCUGGCCACGGGGUUGCCAACAUGGUAACUGUUAGGCAGAGAGUUUUGUUCAUUGUGGUCAGAUGUGUGGUUCAGGAUUCCUGCACACAGACUGCUACCGUGAGCCAUUCCCUUUUUCUGAGUUUCCCUUUAUUUAUGAUCUUAAAUGUCAAAACAGGGCACAGAUUUGACUUAUUGUCAGAUUGGUCUCUUUGACCAAUCUGUAAUCACCUUAAUUGUGAAACUCUGCUCCCAUUAGAGGCAUAGUCCUGUUCUUAGGGGGGAGAACUGGAUCAGGACAGAGGAAGCAAGUUCUGUUCAACUCCAGGAACACUUAAUUGCCUGCCUGUUGCAUACCAACAGGUCGUGGUGGGUGAGGGUGAGUACCGCAGGAUUCUUACCCUGCAGGAGGAGCUAACAGACAUACUAAGGGAUGAUUACAGCCCAGUGUAUCGAGCAUUGUGAGCUUUAUAGGUUGGUGACCCUGGGGUAACACCUGACACUCGGGGGUGCAGAGAAUCCAAGAAGACCUCUGGAAGGUUAGGAUCUGGAAGGAUCCUGCAAGGUAAAUGAAUUCCAGGAGAGGAAAAGAAGGGAUCCAGAAAGAGGGCACCAGGCAGCUUCCUAUUUCUAGCGUUGCUAUUUCUGGGUGAAGUAAUAUCUGUAAAGCAGGAGUAAGAACUGGUGUUCUCUGGUUGCCAAUUCUAGUUUUCAUGUACAUGGUUCUUAAUUUAAUCCUUGACGUUCAUUCAUUCAUCAGGCCACAUUCAGUAGAUGCUUGUUGAGCACCCACUGCAUCCUGGGGGAACAGUGGAAUCUAAGCCGUGGAAGGCCCCUUCUCUCCUGGAGCCUGCAUUCUGUCAUCUUCUGUGAAUGAUGGGGGCUCUUCGGAAGUGCCUAGAAACAUGGGGGCGUGUCUGCUGGGUUGUUCCUCAAUCUCAGGAACCUUUUCUGCAAAGUGGUCUUAGGACUCUCAGGUCAGCUUCUCCCUCCUAGGAAGGGAGGCAGAACCUAACGUUCUCAUCUGCAUCUUAUAAACUUGAAAUAUUUUUUCUGUUCUUUUAACCCCUGCCCCAGCAACCCCUGGAUGCUUUGAGGAACCUCACUGCAGGACAAGUGAAGGUCAGGUGCGCGGUUCCUCGCCCAGCCUCUCCCUGCAGCUGUGCCAUCAGCCCAGGUGCAUGCAAACUGACCCUCAUCCUGCCAGCAAGCAGAGGGGGCAGAAGUGCCUCUCAUAAACUUGAAAUAUUUUGCCAAGACUUACCUGUUAGUUGUAAGAGUCUACAGCCAGACAUGGCUGUGUCUUAUCUGUAGGCUUGCCUUCGGUCUCGUUUUGUAUGCUCUUAGUUUUGACCCUGCUUGUGUUUGAGCUGCUCUGUCCUGUUUAUCGCUUGCUUCCUAGAAUAAUCCAGAUCCGGUAUUCCUGGGAAGUCAGAAUUACUUUGAGGCCACACUGACAUGGUGCUUUGCUUUCUUAAUGCAUCUUACUUAUGGUCUUGUUGAAAUGAUUUAGGGCUACAAACAGAGCAGAAAGUAUUCGGACCAGAAGAAGGUAGCUGUGUGCAUUUGCAACAAUGUAUGCCUUUUGUAGUGGUUCACAUGAUGGAGAUAUGGUUAAAGUAAAUGUGAUAACCUCCCCCUGGUGCUUCAGUUGGAUCCGUGUGGUUGUCACCCCUUGUUAGCAAUUUGCAAUAGACUCCAUAUUUGUCCUUUUGCUUGUAUGAACCCACAGACAUGUAGGUGUUUGUGAAUAUUGAUGUGUGUGCAUGGUAUGUGUAUAUACACAGGUUUGUGUGCACUGAGACGGCCCAGCUGAGGGAUCUUCAGAAAGUGCAUGGAUAAUGUGCAGUUUCACUCCCUCCCAUUCUUCCAUGAGCUUUUUGAAGUCUGGUGUUCCCUUGUGUCCUAGGGAGGCUGCAGUGGAGGCUGCCAUCGAGGGGGAGAGGUUUGAGGCUGGAAGAGCCUGCGUGGUCUCUUCUUGAUUGGGGGCAACGUGACAUUACUCAAUUCAGAGUUCUUGUCACAGUGCUAGGAAUGUCUGGCUGUUAGGAACAGCCAGCGAGGAAACUGUUUCCAGCUGUGUGACAACCCAGAUGACAAAUAUUGCAGAGAAUGGUAUUUGCACAAGGACUCUGCUUCAUCGGGGCUCGGGAGAGGGGGUAGGAGCACUUGGGAGCGUGUAUCUGGUGUCCAGGAGCCUUUUGUUAGGGAAACAAGGCACAGGUGGGCAGGCCACUUCUGGAGUGGAGAAGAUAGGUGCAGUUAUUCAUUAGGGGCAGGUUUCACCGUGGGAGUGGUAGACAGGUGCUCCCCAUAAUCAGCAGAUAAGGAUGGCGCGUUCUUACCAGGGGAGUUCCGCAGCCCGAAGAGAAUUGCCUUUCGUUAAGGGGCUCCUUCGCCUCCUGGACUGUGAUUUGUUGGGGGAAGGAUUAUUGUCAUGUCAAGAAAAUGAGGCAUUCAUUCUGUCCCCCCUAUUUGUUGUGCUUCCACAGAGAACUGCCUGCUUCACUCCCUGAGUAGACACAGGUUCAAAGGCUAGGCCAACAUGACUGACUACUCACUUUCUGAGACCCGCUCCGUUCAGUUCCAGGCAAUGGAUGUCCUGCAGCACUUUGACAUCCUUGCGCUUGCCUAAGGACAUUAAAAUAAAAAAAGAAAAAGAUGGGGCCAGCCCUCUGGCACAGUGAGUUAGCCUCCGGUACCUACAUCCCAUAUGGGCACAGGUUCGAGUCCUGGCUGCUCCACUUCCAAUCCAGCUCCCUGCUAAUGCACCUGGUGGGAAGCAGUGGAGGAUGGCUCAAGAGCUUGGGCCCCUGUACCCACAUAGGAGACCUGGAAGAAGGCCCUGGCUUCAGCCUGGCCCAGACCUGGCUGUUGUGGUCAUCUGGGAAGUGAACCAGUGAAUAGAAGAUCCGCUCGCUCUCUCUCUCUCUCUAACUCUGACUUCCAAAUAAAUCAAAAAAAUCUUUAAAAAAGAAAACAGUCACCAAGAAAGUAUGGUCCCUGUUCUUCAGUAGCUUUGUAAACACAGAGAGACAUGGACACAAAUGACUCAGAUUGGGCAGACAGUGAUAAAUACUGUAAACCCAAGUUUACACAAAGGGCUGUCUGUGUCACCGAGGCUGGAUGGCAAGCCCAAGUCUGUGUUAGAGUGGAGGGAUGAUUUGUAGCAGGAUGCUGUCCUCAGAGGACCAGCCAUAAGAGAAACUCUUCACAUGCAGAGGGGUAACAAGGAAGGCCCAGGGUGCUGCUGGUGCACACUUUCUCCUAGCAUGACUACCAUCUGAUCAGCAGGCACAAGAAUUGGACACCCCUGUCUGACACUGGAGUGCUGGGCCAACCACCGCCCUCUGGAGAGCAGCCAUGGCUGCUGCCUCUACUUCCACCCCUGUAAUUUCACAGCCCCAGUUCACAGCCAUGAACGAACCCCAGUGCUUCUACAAUGAGUCCAUUGCCUUCUUUUAUAACCGGAGUGGAAAGUACCUUGCCACAGAAUGGAACACAGUGAGCAAGCUGGUGAUGGGACUUGGAAUUACGGUCUGUAUCUUCAUCAUGUUGGCCAACCUACUGGUCAUGGUGGCAAUCUACGUCAACCGCCGCUUCCAUUUUCCUAUUUAUUACUUAAUGGCUAAUCUGGCCGCUGCAGACUUCUUUGCAGGGUUGGCCUACUUCUACUUGAUGUUCAACACAGGACCCAAUACGCGGAGACUGACGGUUAGCACGUGGCUCCUCCGUCAGGGCCUCAUUGACACUAGCCUGACAGCGUCGGUGGCCAACUUGCUGGCCAUUGCAAUUGAGAGGCACAUCACAGUUUUCCGCAUGCAGCUGCACACACGGAUGAGCAACCGGCGCGUGGUAGUGGUCAUCGUGGUUAUUUGGACUAUGGCCAUCAUCAUGGGUGCUAUCCCCAGUGUGGGCUGGAACUGUAUCUGUGAUAUUGAGCACUGCUCCAACAUGGCACCCCUCUACAGUGAAUCCUACUUAGUCUUCUGGGCCAUUUUCAACCUGGUGACCUUUGUGGUCAUGGUGGUUCUCUACGCUCACAUCUUUGGCUAUGUUCGCCAGAGGACUAUGAGGAUGUCCCGACAUAGUUCUGGACCCCGGAGGAAUCGGGACACCAUGAUGAGUCUUCUGAAGACAGUGGUCAUUGUGCUUGGUGCCUUUAUCAUCUGCUGGACUCCUGGUUUGGUCUUGUUACUGCUCGACGUGUGCUGUCCACAGUGUGACGUUCUGGCCUAUGAGAAAUUUUUUCUUCUCCUUGCUGAAUUCAACUCUGCCAUGAACCCCAUCAUCUACUCCUACCGCGACAAGGAGAUGAGCGCCACCUUCAGGCAGAUCCUCUGUUGCCAGCGCAGCGAGAGUACCAGCGGCCCGGCCGAAGGCUCAGACCGCUCUGCCUCCUCCCUCAACCACACCAUCUUGGCCGGGGUCCACAGCGAUGACCACUCCGUGGUGUAGGAAGCGAACUGAGACGAAGAGCCGGCCGUCCUCUUCAGAUGGACGAACAGCCUCUCCCACUUCCCUGCCAGGGCAAGGUGGCGGAGUGGCGAGGAGCGAGCAAGCUCAUGUACUUAAACACUAACCAAUGGCAGUAUUUGUUCCCAGCCCCCACAAGACUUGAUGUGUUGAAGAUUAGCUUAUGUGACAACCCUCGUCCCGGGCUCCCUCCCUUCCGAAAGUGGAAAAUGGAGUUCUUGCAAUGGAUUCAGGAACAGACUCUGGAGUAUCCAUCUAGACUACACUAACUAGACUUGAAAUGGUUUUGUGUGCUUUGGUGCAAGUCAGAAUAAAUUCUGACAAGUUGAAUCCACAACUUCAUUUACAUACAGGCUUCCUUUUUUAUUUUUAAAGGAUACAUUUCAUUUAAUAAACAUAUUUAUGCCUAUCAGCAUGUCCGUGAUGCUAUAGCCUAUAGACUGUUGUUAAACUACCGUAAUUUCAUUUUUUCCUUAUGUAGGAAAACUGUAAAUUAGAAUGGUUUUCUGUUUAGAAGGCAUACAUGUAAUGUGUAUAUGCAGUAUGCUUUACUUAAAAAGAUAAUAGGGUACUAAUUUUAAAUCUUUUAAGAAAUAGAAGAACCUAGAUGUCAAAGCCAGUAUUUGUGUAGGUUAUGAAGCAAAUAUUGCUCUAAUCACGAUAUUACCUUUUUAUUCAAGUGUUGUAACAAGUAUAAAAUAAACAGGGAAUGUAAUUUGUUACCAAAAGAAUUUGUAUUCUUAAAAAUGUAGUAGAAGAUGGAGCACAGUAAUAUUGUUCCUACGUAUUGAAAAUACCCAAAUGCAUUCUAAUUGGAGCACUUCAUGAGCCUAAUACUCCCAGAAACCUACGGGACAUCAGAGGAAAUUUUUUAACACCCUGUUUCUGAAUUAAUAAAUUCAUACAUGGUAGAAAACUUGGAGAACACAGGAAUGUAUAAAAUUGAUUUCCAAAUAAUAUCACAACCCAGAAGUAACCACCUUUAACAGCUUCUCUCCCAUAUAUGUCUAUGUGUAUAUCAUAUACAAUUUUUUGUAUACGUGGGAUCAUAUCAUAAACCGUUUUAAAACAAGUUUGUCUUUUCACUGAAGAAUUGCCACAUUUUCCUAUGGCAUUAAAAUUUUUACAAAAACAUGAUUUUAAUGGCUCCAUAAUAUUCCAUUUAAUGGAUACAACCCUAUUCAUGUAACCGUUCCCAUGUAUUGUUGACUAUUUAGGUUAUUUCUAAUUUUCACUAAAGCUGCAAAAAGUUUGUGUACAUAAAAAUUUGUCCAUGUCAUUGAUUGUUUACUUAGGUCAUAUUCCCAUGAAGGAUUUUUUUUUUAAAUGUGAAAUGUCUUCUUAAGCUUUUUACCUUUUAUCAAAAGGGAUUUCCCGCUUUUGCACUCAUGGUUGGCAGUUGUGAGGAAAGCCAGUUAAAUUACCUUUUUAACAAAGGAAAUGCAGCGGUUACUUUAGUUGAAAGUGACUCUUUAAUAAAACAAGAUGGACUAGAAAUAGUCAGCUGUCAUAAUAACCAAGACCCCCUACUGCAUCUAGCAAUUCCAAAUUUCAUGUGAGGGACCAGUUAUCCAGUUCUUGGUUACCACAAGAGUAAUACAGAAUUGUAGAAGAUGUAAAGACAUUGAACAUGCCAAGUAGAAAAAGGAUUGGUGUGAUAAAUGGCUUGGGUGUUUCAGUAGCUGGAGGGGUUGAGUAAGUCAGUGUGUAACAGGCUACUGUGUGUUCCCCCAGGAAGUACUCUUGAGAGACUGGCACCAUGAGAGGUGAUGCCUGUUUAAUGCAUGGUCCAGGUAGAUCAGUGAUUGCUUGUAUCCAGGAAGGGGCAGUCUUGAAGCAGGUUUGGGGAGGUCAGAAGGAUGUCGGAGAGAAAGAAACCAGGAAGAAGAAUGACUGGCUGUCUAGAAAGGAAGCUGGUGCAUGGUUCGCGAUUGAGCAGGGGGCAGACUUGCCAAGAGCCCACGGUGGAGAGAAUGGGGAACUGGGUGGUGAAAAGAUGUUUGUGCAUGCUUUCUACAAAACACUGAACGCGCUGUGUUGGACGUGACAGAAAUGAACCUGGACUCUUGCUGAUGUGCAUAGUUUCUGGGGGCGAUGUGAACUAUUUGAAAUUAAGAGCAUACUGAAUGGACCUUAAUAAAUCAUUGUCAAUCAGUGUUUAAUAA